UCAUGAAAACUUGGAUCGAUUUUUACAAGAUUUUGAUGUAGAAAGGGUUAAGUUAGAAGUUCUUAUAUUACCUUUUAAUAUUGAGCUUGAUCUACUUCCAAAUUUAAGAAAAUUUGUUGAAAAAGCCAAAAAUCUAAGGUAUAUAGAAUUUGUGAGAUUAGAAAAUUGCGAUGUAGAAAAACAAAAAGAGUGUGAGAAAGAAAUAAUUGAUCUUU
Racocetra persica is the source of this 215-nucleotide messenger RNA. Lineage: Eukaryota; Fungi; Glomeromycota; Glomeromycetes; Diversisporales; Gigasporaceae. The record is from the annotation of a GenBank genome assembly.